This is a messenger RNA of Micromonas commoda, 2644 nucleotides long. Its product is annotated as pyruvate, phosphate dikinase. Gene Ontology annotation, biological process: pyruvate metabolic process; phosphorylation. Lineage: Eukaryota; Viridiplantae; Chlorophyta; Mamiellophyceae; Mamiellales; Mamiellaceae. The record is from RefSeq and is a predicted model, not a curated record. The transcript has a single exon. Bases 1 to 2577 code for a protein of 858 amino acids. Gene Ontology annotation, molecular function: pyruvate, phosphate dikinase activity; kinase activity; ATP binding.
AUGAAGACCCUGCUGGGCGGCAAGGGCGCCAACCUCGCGGAGAUGAACCGAAUCGGCCUCUCCGUCCCCGCGGGAUUCACCGUCACCACCGAGACGUGCGCCGCGUUCCACGAAAACGGCGGCGAGCUCCCGGCAGGCUGCUGGGACGAGAUGCUCGAGGGACUCGCCUUUGUGGAGAAGUGCAUGGGGAAGAAGCUGGGCGACGCGUCCGACCCCUUGCUCCUCUCCGUCCGCUCCGGCGCGGCGGUCUCCAUGCCCGGCAUGAUGGACACCGUCCUCAACCUCGGACUCAACGACGACGUCGCCGAGGGACUCGCCGCCAAAGCCGGCGAGAAGUUUGCGUACGAUUCCUACCGCCGAUUCCUGGACAUGUACGGAGACGUGGUCAUGGGCAUCGAGCACCACCUGUUCGAGCACCAGAUCGACUCGCUGAAGAAGGAGGUUGGCGUCGCGCAGGACAACGAACUCACCGCGGAGCACCUGAGGGAGCUCGUUAAGCGGUACAAGAAGGUUUACGAAGCCGAGGGGAAGAUGUUCCCGCAGGAGCCCCUCGAGCAGAUGCGCCUCGCGGCGAACGCGGUGUUUGACAGCUGGAACAGCGACCGCGCGAAGAAGUACAUGGCGAUCAACCAGAUCACCGGCCUGAAGGGCACCGCGGUGAACAUCCAGGCCAUGGUGUUCGGCAACAUGGGCGAAACCUCGGGCACCGGGGUUUGCUUCACGCGCAACCCCUCCACGGGCGAGAACCUCCUCUACGGAGAGUACCUGGUCAACGCCCAGGGCGAGGACGUCGUCGCGGGCAUCCGCACGCCCGAGGAUAUCCUCACCAUGAAGACCGCCCUGCCGCAGGCGUACGAAGAUCUCGUGCGAAACACCCAACUGCUCGAGAAGCACUACAAGGACAUGCAGGACAUCGAGUUCACCGUGCAGGAGGGUAAGCUGUACAUGCUUCAGACGAGGAGCGGCAAGCGCACCGGCGCGGGCGCCGUGAAGAUCGCGGUGGACCUCGUGGAGGACGGCAUGAUCGACAGGCAGCGCGCGGUGCAGAUCGUGGAGCCCACGCACGUGGACCAGCUCCUCCAUCCGCAGUUCAAGGACGAGUCGGCGUACGCCGCGGACGUCAUCGGCGUCGGCCUGCCCGCGUCACCCGGCGCAGCCGUCGGCCAGGUUGUCUUUGACACCGAAACCGCCGAGGAGCUCAACGCGCAGGGCAAGAAGUGCAUCCUGGUGCGCGUGGAGACCUCACCCGAGGACGUGGGCGGGAUGAACGCGGCGGAGGGUAUCCUCACCGCGAGAGGAGGCAUGACGAGCCACGCGGCGGUGGUGGCGCGCGGGUGGGGCAAGACGUGCGUGUCGGGAUGCUCCGAGCUCGUCGUCGACGAGGAGAACAGGUGGCUCUCGCUGGGCGGCGUCAAGCUGCACGAGGGCGACUGGGUGUCCCUCAACGGCACCACCGGCGAGGUCAUCCGCGGUCAGGUUGAGCUCGCCCCACCGGCAAUCUCCGGCGAUCUCGACAAGUUCAUGACCUGGGUCGACGAGUUCCGACGCCUCAAGGUUCUCGCCAACGCGGACACCCCCGAGGACGCCAAGACGGCGAGGGAUAACGGCGCCGAGGGCAUCGGGCUCGUUCGCACCGAGCACAUGUUCUUCGGCACCGGCGAGAGAAUCAUGGCCGUGCGCCGCAUGAUCAUGGCCGCGGACACCGCGACGCGUGAGGCGGCGCUGACCGACCUCCUCCCGUACCAGCGCGAGGAUUUCGAGGGGAUCUUCCGCGCCAUGGACGGGUGCCCGGUGACGAUUCGUCUUCUCGACCCGCCGCUUCACGAGUUUCUCCCCGACGGCGACCUCGACGAGAUCGUCGCGAUGCUCUCCGCCGACACCGGCGCGGACGAGCACGAGGUCGUGGAGCGCAUAGAGAAGCUCGCGGAGAUUAACCCCAUGCUCGGCUUCCGGGGUUGCCGCCUCGCCAUCACCUACCCCGAGAUUGGCCGAAUGCAGGUUCGCGCGAUCCUCGAGGCGGCGGUGGCGGUGCAGGCGGAGGGCAAGGUUGUCAUUCCGGACAUCAUGGUCCCCCUCGUCGGCACUCUCGAGGAACUGAGGGAUCAGACGGCGAUGAUCCGAGAGACGGCGAAGGCGGUUUUCGAGGAGAAGGGCGCGGAGGUGGCGUACAGGAUCGGGACGAUGAUCGAGAUUCCCCGCGCGGCGCUCAUGUCAGAUCAGAUCGCGACCGAGGCGGAGUUCUUCUCCUUCGGCACCAACGACCUGACGCAGAUGACCUUUGGUUACUCUCGCGACGACGUGUCCAAGUUUUUGCCCACGUAUCUGGAGCGCGGGAUCCUCAAGCACGACCCUUUCCAGGUGCUGGACCAGGCGGGCGUGGGGCAGCUCAUCGAGACGUCGGUGCAGAGGGGCCGCGCGACGAGGCCGGAGCUCAAGGUUGGCAUCUGCGGGGAGCACGGCGGCGAUCCAUCCUCCGUGGAUUUCUUCCACCGCAAGGAUCUGGACUACGUGUCCUGCUCGCCGUUCCGCGUGCCGAUCGCGCGUCUGGCGGCGGCGCAGGCGGCGCUCAACAACUGAGCCCUCGACGGCGAGCGAGACGACGACAUCGAAUCAAUUCAUUUCAAUUCAUUUCAGCGUACAAAUC